Molecule: messenger RNA, 1458 nt
Organism: Aspergillus uvarum CBS 121591
Lineage: Eukaryota; Fungi; Ascomycota; Eurotiomycetes; Eurotiales; Aspergillaceae
Product: prephenate dehydrogenase (NADP(+))
Exons: 7
Coding region: 29-1336 (435 amino acids)
Biological process (GO): L-tyrosine biosynthetic process
Molecular function (GO): NAD+ binding; prephenate dehydrogenase (NADP+) activity; prephenate dehydrogenase (NAD+) activity
Source: RefSeq, a predicted model, not a curated record
CUUGUUUUUCGCUUCAGGCACUGCCAUCAUGGGCUUCACCAAGGAGGCUGCCAGUAUUGGCAUCAUCGGAAUGGGUGAUAUGGGCAAAAUGUAUGCCCAGCGCCUCAGUGCCGCAGGAUGGAGGAUUAAUGCAUGUGACAAACUCGAUUUGUAUGAGGACUUGAAAAAAGAAUUUGAAUCCCAACAAGGUGUUACCGUAUACCCGAAUGGACACCUGGUUUCUAGGAUUAGCGAUUACAUCAUUUACAGCGUAGAGGCCGGUGUCAUUGACAAGGUAGUCGCUGAGUAUGGCCCAUCCACCAAGGUCGGCGCAAUCGUUGGAGGUCAAACGUCCUGCAAGGCCCCGGAGCUUGCUGCAUUCGAUAAACAUCUUCCCCCGGAUGUAGAAAUUGUAUCCUGCCAUUCGCUCCAUGGGCCCAAGGUCAACCCCAAGGGCCAACCACUGGUCCUGAUCCAACACCGUGCGUCCGAUGAGAGCCUCAGAUUCGUCGAAGAAGUCCUAUCAUGCUUCGGCUCCGAAUACGUCUAUCUAACGGGAGAGAUGCAUGACCGGAUCACCGCCGACACGCAGGCGGUUACACACGCCGCCUUUCUGAGCAUGGGCACGGCUUGGCAAGCAAACAAUCAGUUCCCCUGGGAAUUUUCCCGCUGGGUCGGCGGCAUCGAGAACGUCAAGAUCAACAUCACCCUGCGCAUUUACUCCAACAAGUGGCACGUGUACGCGGGACUCGCCAUUCUCAACCCGGCGGCGAAGAAGCAGAUCCGCCAGUAUGCCGAAUCGGUGACCGAACUCUAUAAGCUCAUGAUCGAGGGCCGUCGCGAAGAGCUCAAACAGCGCGUCAAGGCUGCAGGCGAGGCCGUUUUCAAGGCGGGGACCGAGAGUCAAGAGCUGCUGCUGAAGGACGAGGUGCUUGAUCGCUUCUCUUUGUCGAAUGGUCCGCGCGAGAAGACGCCGCCCAACAAUCACCUCAGUUUGCUUGCCAUCGUCGACUGCUGGUCCAAACUCGGAAUCGUGCCUUAUGACCAUAUGAUCUGCUCAACACCUCUCUUCCGUCUCUGGCUAGGAGUCACAGAGUACCUGUUUCGCAGCCCCGAACUCCUCGACGAGGCUCUCGACACCGCCAUCGAUGACAAGACGUUCCGGUCCGACGACUUGGAAUUCACUUUCGCAGCCCGGGCGUGGUCCGACUGUGUCUCGUUCGGUGAUUUCCAGUCCUACCGCGAUCGCUUCGAACGUAUCCAGCAGUACUUCGCCCCACGAUUCCCCGAAGCCGUCAAGCUAGGCAACGAAAUGAUGAAGACCAUCCUGGAAAAGACCACCCCCGGAAAUGCCUAAAAUUAGAAGCCCGCUUCCCCCGGGGAAAAUUGUAUCAGAAUGAGAAACCAUGACAGCUUUUCCCUAAAACAACCACAUAAUAAGCCAAAAAAAAAAAAAACCAGACUAAAGGAAAGGUCAAG